Saccharomycopsis crataegensis is the source of this 1392-nucleotide messenger RNA. RefSeq names its product argininosuccinate lyase ARG4 (gene ARG4). Lineage: Eukaryota; Fungi; Ascomycota; Saccharomycetes; Ascoideales; Saccharomycopsidaceae. The transcript has a single exon. Gene Ontology annotation, cellular component: cytosol. The record is from RefSeq and is a predicted model, not a curated record. The coding region runs from base 1 to 1392 and encodes 463 amino acids. Gene Ontology annotation, molecular function: argininosuccinate lyase activity.
AUGCCGCAAAGCAAACCUUCUGAACAGAGAUUGUGGGGUGGAAGAUUCACUGGAGCUUCUGAUCCUUUGAUGGAUUUAUACAAUGCUUCUUUGCCAUAUGACAAGAAGAUGUAUGAAGCCGACCUUGAAGGUACCAAAGUUUACACUGAAGGUCUUACCAAGCUUGGUUUGAUUACCAAGGAAGAAUUGGCAGAAAUCCACAGAGGUCUCGAAGUUGUCAAGCAAGAGUGGGCCAAUAAGGAAUUUGUUGAGAAGCCAGGUGAUGAAGAUAUCCAUACUGCUAAUGAAAGAAGAUUAGGUGAAAUCAUUGGUAAGCACAUUGCUGGUAAGGUCCACACUGGUAGAAGUAGAAACGAUCAAGUUGCUACUGAUAUGAGAAUUUAUGUUAGAGAAAGAUUGAUCAAGGUGGAUGAAAUUUUGGUUGAUUUUAUCAAGAGUAUUUUGUACAGAGCAAAAAAUGAAAUUCAAUAUUUGAUGCCAGGUUAUACCCAUUUACAGAAGGCCCAACCAAUUAGAUGGUCACAUUGGUUGAGCUCUUACGCUACUUAUUUCACUGAAGAUUUGAAAAGAUUGAGACAAAUCAUUGCCAGAUUGAAUGUUAGUCCACUAGGCGCUGGUGCUUUAGCUGGUCAUCCAUAUGGUAUUGACAGAGAAUAUUUGGCGGAAAACUUGGGUUUCACUGGUGUCAUUGGUAACUCUUUGACCGCUGUUUCUGAUAGAGAUUUCAUUGUUGAAACAUUGUUUUGGUCCACCUUAUUUAUGAACCACAUUUCCAGAUUUUCCGAAGAUUUGAUCAUUUAUUCUACUGGUGAAUUCAAUUUUAUUCAGUUGUCUGAUGCUUAUUCCACCGGUUCUUCCUUGAUGCCUCAAAAGAAAAACCCAGACUCUUUGGAAUUAUUGAGAGGUAAAUCAGGUAGAGUUUUCGGUUCAUUUUCAGGGUUCUUGAUGUCUAUUAAGUCUAUUCCAUCAACAUACAACAAAGAUAUGCAGGAAGAUAAAGAACCUUUGUUUGAUGCUUUAACUACAGUUGAACAUUCUAUUUUGAUUGCCACUGGUGUUAUUUCUACCUUGACUGUCAAGUCUGACAAGAUGUUUGCUGCUCUAACCAUGGAUAUGUUGGCUACUGAUUUGGCUGACUACCUUGUUAAGAAAGGUGUUCCGUUCAGAGAAACACAUCACAUUUCUGGUGAAUGUGUUAGAACAGCUGAAGAGCAAAACAAACCGCUAAAUAAAUUGACCAUUGCCGAGUUUCAAAAUAUUGACUCUAGAUUUGGUGAAGAUGUUAUUAAUGUGUUUGACUUCGAAGCCUCAGUGGAAAAAAGAACAAGUACUGGUGGUACAGCCAAGUGUGCUGUGUUGAAACAAUUGAACGAAUUGGAAAGCCAGCUUUGA